AUGGCGAGGUCUGUUGAAGUGAAGAAAAAUAGUGAAGACGAUACGACCAUGGACGGCGACAGUGACGAGGAGCUAGGUUGUAUGGGGAGGCUCGUGGUCUGGUUGCGGAUCAAUCCCAACUUGGUCAUGUUAAAAGUGACUCUGUUUGUUAUGUAUGGGGCUACCGCAUCUCUCUUGCCAUAUUUGACUAUACACAUGCAGAGUAUAGGACUAACAGUGCCUGAAAUCUCUUUCGUGUAUUUAGCGUUACCUUUCACAACGUUUUUAAGUCCUCCGAUAACUGGGUUCCUGGUGGACCGCUUUGGAGAGUAUAAGCCGGUUGUGAUCACUGCAUUAAUACUAAAUGCCGCAUUUCAUCACUCCUUGCUCCUAAUUCCUCAUCAAGAGACGCCAGGAAUGAUGCCAUCAGCCUACGUCAUGCGGCACCCCAUCACGAACAGUGUAGAGAUUUGGUGGAGUCCAUGUCCAAGCAGAGAAUGUCCAGAUGAAGACGAAACAGUAGACUUUGUUCUGGAUCGCUGUGUUGAUCACUGUCAACUGUAUAGACCAGCUACAGAGAGCCCCGCCAGUGAUCCAUCUGAUGAUAAAGAUGACUUGGACUUUCAUAUUAGUCAUAAGAUUCGGCCACCUAAUUUAUCGAAUGCUAGCGGUUUCCUAAACAUAACUGACGAUGAAGACUACAAUGAUGCUGCUUAUUUUUUAAUUGAAGUUCACGACGAUUUAGAAGAACCUAAAGAACAACUUGGGAUAGAAAUGGAAAGAGACGAAGACGACCGAAUUACAGACUUCAGAUCAAGAUUUGGUGAAAAACUUUUGAUAGCACAAGGCGUGAAUAUAACAGCAUUAGACAAAGAUGACCUGAGAUGUGGUGGACUUGUGAUGUUACAUAACAUGACAAAGCUCUCCAAGCAACGACUUGAAAUUUUAUCUGCCGAUUGCAUGGUGCAAAAAUGUGACUUCAGGAGAGGCGGCCCUGAUACUUGCCCACCGGAUUAUAAGGAGAGCGAUGAUAAAACAUUUUACAUUUACUUUUUCUUGAGAUUCAUGGGAACUAUAAUGUUGUCUGCUGGUGUCACUAUCAUGGAUCCUAUAGCUCUAACUAUGAUUCAAAAAUACGGUGGUGAUUUUGGAAGAGAGAGGCUUUUUUCUAGUAUUGGAAUGGCUAUAUUUUCACCUAUCACGGGCAUACUUAUAGAUAUGAGGAGUAAACAAGUUGGUUACACCGAUUACUCAGCCGCCUUUUAUACUUACGACGUUCUGCUUCUGAUAUCAGCUGUAACCGUUGCCGUCAUGCCACUAGGAGCCAAACUACCUGCUGACAACCUGCUUCGAGACUUAGUUAACAUUAUCAAAAUGCCACACAUUAUAAUAUUCAUAUUCUUUCUCUUUGCCUUAGGAAACUUUUGGGGAUUUAUCGAAUCUUAUCUAUUUAUAUAUUUGAAGGAAUUAGGAGCUCCUAAUUUCUUGUUAGGUAUUACCGUGACCGUGGGCACAUUGAGUAGCAUCCCGUUCCUCUACGGCGCGGACGCCAUCACCGCGCGCAUCGGCCACGUGAAUGUCAUCAUUGUCGCGUUCUUCUCCCACGCCGCCAGGCUCGUAGGAUACUCGUUUAUCGAGAAUUCCUGGUGGUGUUUCCCAUUUGAAGCUAUGGAGUCUCUAUCAGUGCAUCUGAUGUGGGUGGCAGCAGCGACAUACUGUGCGAUGUUGGCACCGAAAAGUCUUCUCGCCACGUUGAUCGGUGUGCUGGGCAUGGCACAUUUUAGUUUAGGCAGGGGCAGCGGUAGCUUCGGAGGUGGUCUCCUCAUUGCUUCUCUGGGAACAAGGGAGGCGUUCCGGUACAUGGGAUUGAUAGCAUUCCUCGGUGGAGUGUUAUACGGGCUGCUGCACUACUUCUGGUUGAAAAACAUCAAUAUGACGGGAAUGGAGGAUGCAUGUGAAGAUACUGAAAGCGGAGAAGGCGAUAAGCUGAAUGGAGAGCCAUUAAGAAAGGAUGCGGAGACCAUGAUAUCUCUGGAACGGCUGCAUAUGAUCACACGGUUCAACCCUCUUGGUUCCGUACAUUCAUUACCUAGAGGCUCUCGUUCAAGGUUCUCUCAAGGCGACAUUAAUGAACACUGCCGCAGCCGAAGCGGAAGCAACAGCCAACGUCGUGGCAGUAAUUACGAAGGUUCUGCCUCCAAAGUAGAUCUACUGCGUUCAGCGCUAGAAAUGACCCACCACCACUCUGCGAAAGGACACAUUUCGAAUCCAGUGCUUUCUAUAAGCAGACCUAGUAAUCAUUAUAAGCAAGCUUACAGCGCACCAAAACUAGGCUUCGUGGGAUUAGGACAGCGCAACAACAUAUCCCAACCGGUACUCUCAGAAUACGACCCAAGGCGUCGUGACUCUAUUCCUGAGGAAGCUGAAGAAGAUCGACUAGCGGCGCCCACUAAACCACCAACGAAAACCAAAAGCGACGACCUCCCACCACCACCAACCUAUGAUGAAGCAACUGGAGAACCCAGAAAAAGUUGGCACUCUGACGAUAGCACCCCUACUUAA
Messenger RNA from Arctia plantaginis, 2541 nucleotides. The record is from the annotation of a GenBank genome assembly. NCBI's taxonomy places the organism in Eukaryota, Metazoa, Arthropoda, Insecta, Lepidoptera, Erebidae.